AUGUCAUUUGACUGUGCUCUUAUUGGUGCCGAAGGAACAUGCGCAAUCCAAGCCGUUGCAGAUGCACUGGAAGCGAGGUUCAAGAUCGCAGACAUGAGAGAUGGGAGAACAUUCUCCCACGCAUUGCCUGAUUCUGUCCAGUUUGCGUGCGAUAUGUCGGCGCUAGGAAUCCUGGGAGCGCAUGGUGCCGACAUACAAAUGGUUCUUCGUGCUGUCAUUUAUAUAGGAAUACCAGUCGGUCUCGUGGACCUGCGAUUCCCAAACGUUGAUCAGGGCUUGGCAAGGCAUCGUAAAAUCACAGGCUACAGAACUAUGGUUGUCCAGGGAGAACACGAGGCAAAUGAGAGACUACUGCACAAUGAGAUCAAAAUGAACGGCCCGGUGAUCGGAGAAUUUGUUCUUGCCACAGACUUCCGCAGUUCAAACGGACACAUUUACGGCAGUAUCAAUAACCCAAAUAUGCGGAUUAUUAGAGACGACGGCACAUUUGUGUACCAUGCAGUCGCUAUUACUGGCUAUGGGCAGCGACCAGACGGUCAAACCUUCUUCGAGUUCCAGAACAACUGGGGCAUUGAAGCACACAUUGGGGGAAUAGGGACCAUACUAUAUAAGGCACUUACACGGGUUUUCAUCCCAAUAGUUAAUUAA
Messenger RNA from Miscanthus lutarioriparius, 648 nucleotides. The record is from the annotation of a GenBank genome assembly. Lineage: Eukaryota; Viridiplantae; Streptophyta; Magnoliopsida; Poales; Poaceae.